This is a messenger RNA of Eleginops maclovinus (Patagonian blennie), 2678 nucleotides long. RefSeq names its product dematin actin binding protein (gene dmtn). NCBI's taxonomy places the organism in Eukaryota, Metazoa, Chordata, Actinopteri, Perciformes, Eleginopidae. The record is from RefSeq and is a predicted model, not a curated record. Gene Ontology annotation, biological process: lamellipodium assembly; actin filament bundle assembly; cytoskeleton organization. Gene Ontology annotation, molecular function: actin filament binding. Bases 145 to 1272 code for a protein of 375 amino acids. Gene Ontology annotation, cellular component: plasma membrane; actin cytoskeleton. The transcript has 16 exons.
AACAGGAAGCACCCCCCCACACACACACACACCCUCUUCGCGUCUAUCUCGGCCGCCUUCAGGCUCUCCUCCUCGGCCUCUCUCUGCUCCCCCCCGCAGCUGUCUGCAGACGUUGAACAGCAGGAGGAGCGACUCUCUGCAGACAUGCACAAGGUGGAGGGUCAGGUGACUCCGAUUCACCUUCCUGCUUCCCGGGGUCCGAGCACCCCGGGUUCUCCGGCCACCGGCAUCACGGCGCGCGUGGAUGACCAGCUGGUGGGCUACAGAGACCUGGCGGCGCUGCCCAGAGACAAAGCCAUCCUGCAGGUGGAGAGACCCGACCUGAUGACCUACCAACCCCACCUCACAUUCUCCCCCCUCGACCCCCCGCCCAGAGAGCGCUCUCUGUCCCCCCCCACCUCCUCCCCCAUCAUGUCUCCUGAGGUGAAGGCUCGGCGCGCUCAGAGCGAGACGGACUCAGUUUCUCCUGCAGGAUCCACGCUGACUCUGCAGGAGAACAGGAGGAGGAGCCAGCAGCACUUCCACACACCAGAUAACGGAGCCAACAUCUACAGGAAACCUCCCAUCUACCAACAAGAUGUGAUGAAGCACUCUGAGGGUCUCGGUGUGAUUCGCUCGGCGAUGUUCCCGGCCGCUCAGCCUCCGGACCCCAACCUGCCGUCUAAGAUCGAGACCGAGUACUGGCCCUGCCCCCCCUCCCUGGCUACAAUGGAGAUGGAGUGGAGGAAGAAGAAGGAGCUGCAGGAGGAGGACGAGUUUGAAGAUCUGAGUGGAGACGCUGAGGCGCUGAGGGAGCAGGAGCUGGAGAAGAUCAAGUCUAACCUGGGCCGUCUGAUCCUGAAGGAGGAGAAGGAGAAGGCCGUUCAGUAUCGCAGGAAGACACAGUCUCUGCCCGACAGGACGCACCUGCACACCAGUUUGUCAUCAGGAGCAACACGGUCUCCUUCACACGGAUUAACCCGGAUGCAGUCUGCAGAGUUCGCCACGGAGAAAGGGCCGCCAGCCGCUCAGAAUGGAGAUGCUCGUAGGGAGAGGAUGGACAGAGGAAACUCUCUGCCGAGUAUUCUGGAGCAGAAGGUCUACGAGUAUGAAGCUCUGAUGGUGACCCACAGGGGGCGCUGCAGGCUGCCGCCGGGGGUCGACCGCACCAGACUGGAGAGGCACCUGGCCCCGGAGGUGUUCCAGCAGAUCUUCGGGAUGGAGAUCUCAGACUUCGACCGCCUCUCUCUGUGGAAACGCAACGACCUGAAGAAGAAGGCCAAGCUUUUCUAACAACCGACCAAUCAGAACCCUGGAUUCCCCUGAAGGCUGGCCCUCGUUAACCCCGUCCAAUCCGACGCUCCGACACUCGUUACCUGUGCUGCACUUAUACUCACCUGUCCACACACACCUGAUAUCUCUCACAGUACACACACUCUGCUGUCAUGAAGCUGGUUUCUCUGCAAGGGCUCGAUGAUCACGUUCAAACCUGCUGAACCAAUCACAUCGCAGGGAAUAACUACUGACCAAUCAGAUCACAGGGAAAUAAAUACGGGAAGCAGAUAGGGACAAAAAGUCACAGAUUUAUAAUAAAUAAUGUGACGUUUUUAAUAAAUAAAAACAUUUACUGCCAAUCCAGAUAAUGUCGGAUAAAUGAAGGUGAUAAUACAUUAUCAUUAGACAUUCAUUCUGUGGUUUGAAGAGACCAGCCUUUACAGGACCAACGUUUAAAACCCAAAGGUUAAAAGAAGCGCAUAUUUUUUAUUCAUAAUUUCAGAAGAUAUUCAUUUCUUUCCUCAUAAAUGAGCUUUUUUGUCCCGUAGAUUUUGCACGUUUCUUUCCUGUAUUUUAACGACAGUUUCUAAAAGAACUGUGACGUCAUUUAUUAGUUUUAUUGACCUUGAUGCAGUUUUUCCCUGUAACUUUAGCAGAUAAAACUGCCAUUUACUGAGUUUUUGGGGUAAAUUUGCAAAUUAAAUCACAGAGAAAUUUAUUAUUUUAUUGCUUUUAAAUUUGCAAUUUUUCUCAGAAUUUCACCAAUGCUUUUUCUCUUUGAGCAUUUUCUUGUAAAUCUAACACCUUAUUCUCAGAGAAUAUUUGAGAUCUUCCUCCUAUAUUAUAUCAAAUUAUCCCCAAUUAAAUAUGCAUGUUUUUUCAGUACAAUUUUGGAGUUUUUUCCCAUAAAUUUGCAAUUAUUUCCUCAUAAAUAAACCAAUUUGUUCUCCAAUGACUUCCUUUGUUUUGCUCAGAAAUAGAUGCCUUUAAACCCGGAGAAUGUCUGGUGAAUAAAUACUAAGGACCAGCUUCAUGACACCAAAUCCGUCCUCUGAAACGUGUCCGCUUCAAAGUGAAUGAGGAGCUUCUGUAGCGGACCAGAACUAACAGCUGACUUGUUACACGGUGGAGCUCUGGAUUUAUUUCAGGAUUGUGAUUUUUACUGUGGAACAUUUGAUUUAGAAAAUAUUGUUCUUUGUUGUACAGUUUUUUUAAGACUUCACCAACACGUACCUUGAGUUUAAAGGAGCUACUAAUCCAAAUGAUAGCAUCUUCAUCAUUAGAGUCUUCAUCGUUAGCGUCUACAUCGUCUCUCGCUCAGCGUCCGUUCUUCUUCGGGCUUUUCUUCGGGAAACGCCUCCACGCCAUCCUCCAUGUUUCUGUUGUAUGAUGUUAAGCAGGCAAAUAAAUCGCAGAAAAAUAAA